Molecule: messenger RNA, 1668 nt
Organism: Sitophilus oryzae (rice weevil)
Lineage: Eukaryota; Metazoa; Arthropoda; Insecta; Coleoptera; Curculionidae
Product: putative serine protease K12H4.7
Biological process (GO): proteolysis
Molecular function (GO): dipeptidyl-peptidase activity; serine-type exopeptidase activity
Source: RefSeq, a predicted model, not a curated record
AAUCCAAUCACAGCCAGCACAUCCUCACGAUGUGUCGCGGAAAACCGUUUGUCGUGACGUCUUUCCUGUUUUUCACCAUUUUCUUUGAUAGCUUUCCCGAGUCGGAAGGUUUUUUGGGAGUGAGGAAACAGAAUUUGAAUCUUUUGACGGAUCUUGUUCCUUUGGAACAGGGCAAUGUGUCGACUUUGUUUUACGAACAGAAGUUAGAUCAUUUCACGACAGGGGAGGCCAGGACAUGGAAACAGGAUAUCACGUCAGCGAAGAUUACGUUUCUGAAACGAGAAACAGAGCUUACUUGUAUCUGGGUGGUGAGAGUUCGUUGAGAUCCACUUGUGCUUCGUCUGGAGCCUGGAUAGAACAUAUCAAGGAAUAUGGAGGUCUGGUGGUAUGUCUGGAGCACCGUUAUUAUGGAGAAAGCCAACCUUUAGAAAAUUUAAGCACAGAAAAUUUAAAGUACCUGUCAAGUACGCAAGCUUUAGAAGAUGCGGCCACGUUUAUACAAUUUAUAAAUACACAAUACAACUUGACAAGCGAUGUCAAAUGGAUUGUAUACGGUGCCUCCUAUUCGGGUAGUCUUGCGGCUUGGUUAAGACUGAAGUACCCACAUUUAGUGGCGGGAGCUGUAUCUCACAGCGGACCAUUAGAAGCAGUACUGGAAUUCAAAGAAUAUCUACAAGUUGUUCUUGAUGAUUUCGCAUCCCACAGCACCCAGUGCCUGACCAACAUUAAAGCAGCCUUCACAGAGUUAGAGGAAGUGGUAUCCAGUUGUCUGGAAGACUCAGAAAUCUACAACUACGUGGAUGAAGUGCUGACACUUUGUGACAGUAUCGAACAAAGCGAAGGAAACGAUAAAGAUUUGGCAAGCUUCUUCGAGGUGUUGGCAGAUGAUAAUUUUGCUUACGUGGCACAGUAUAACAAGAAUCCGAGUCUUGGCAAUCUUACUGUCGAUUUUGUUUGCGAUAUUAUGGUUGACGAAUCCAUAGGAACUGUCGUAGAUAGAUUAGGCAAAGUAAAUACGGCAGUAUUAAAUAAAACAGGAAGCGAAUGUCUGGAUUACACAUACACCUCAAUGAUUACGCAGUAUACCAACGUCACAGCCGAUCCAAGUUCAAUGAUGCGACAGUGGUUCUACCAAACAUGCACAGAAUUCGGAUUCUUCCAAACAUCGGCCCAAGAUGAUCCAGUGUUUGGAUCCAGAUUUGACAUCGAUUUCUUCGUGGAAACCUGUCAAGAUCUCUUUGGCACGGAAUUCAACGAAAGUUUAAUUACUGCGGGUAUUAAUCAAGUUAAUACCAGAUAUGGUGCUACUAACAUCAAGGCCUCGAACGUAGUUUAUGUUCAUGGUUCUAUGGAUCCGUGGCAUGUAUUGGGCAAAUUAGAAGACGACAACGAAGUCGGAUCUAAGGCUAUUGUCAUUCAAGGGUUGUCUCAUUGUGCUGGAUAUUAUACCGCUAGAGCGAAUGAUUCUGAUGAUCUCAUUAAUGCCAGAGCAGAAGUACACAAAUUGGUGGGAGAAUGGUUGACAGGGGAAAGUACAAGUUCAGGUUUCAAGACUACCAGUUUUUCACUGUUUGUUAUUAUUCUGAUUAGCAUUUACGCGAUGAUAGUGUAGAGAAGACGAUUUUUUUUAUUGUUGUUUAUUUGGUGGAAUAAAAUUUUUAAAAACGA